Molecule: messenger RNA, 2696 nt
Organism: Tachyglossus aculeatus (Australian echidna)
Lineage: Eukaryota; Metazoa; Chordata; Mammalia; Monotremata; Tachyglossidae
Product: mevalonyl-coenzyme A hydratase sidH-like
Exons: 6
Coding region: 1-948 (315 amino acids)
Molecular function (GO): catalytic activity
Source: RefSeq, a predicted model, not a curated record
AUGGGGGCGGGCCCGGGCCCAGGCCCAGGGCCACGUGAGCCGGGCCUAGGGGCCGUGCUUGGCGCCAUGCUCGGGGCUGGCGGUCCCCGGGGCCGCGGCCUGCGCCUUCUGCGCGGCCUGCACGGCGGGGUCCCUCCCGCGCCCACCGCUCCGCCCGGCCGCACAGAGAAUCAGAAGGUAGUGACUAAAGUCCAGGGAACCAUCCUGACCAUCGGAAUCAACAGGCCAGAAGUCAGGAAUGCUGUGAACCAGGAGACUGCCCAGCAGCUUCUACAGGCCUUUACUGCCUUCGAAGAGAACAGUUCGCUCACCGUGGCAGUCCUCCAUGGAAUAGGAGGUAAUUUCUGUGCUGGUUAUGAUUUGAAGGAGCUGGCCCACAAUUCAACCACACUGAAAUUGGAACAAGAUGUCACUCAAGGUCCUGGUCCAAUGGGUCCCUCCCGGAUGCAGUUUUCCAAACCCGUGAUUGCUGCGGUCAGCGGCUAUGCCGUGGCCGGAGGCCUGGAGCUCUCCUUGCUUGCCGAUCUCCGGGUGGUGGAAGAGAGUGCAGUUCUCGGGGUUUUCUGCAGGCGAUUUGGAGUUCCAUUAUUAGAUGGUGGAACCGUAAGGCUACCCAGGCUCAUUGGCCUGUCGAGAGCCCUGGAUCUCAUUCUAACUGGUCGCCCCAUUGGUGCAUCGGAAGCAUAUGAGUUUGGAUUAGCCAAUCGAGUGGUCCCUGAUGGCCAAGCUCUUCAGGCUGCUAUCAAAUUAGCGGAACAGAUCUCGGCCUUCCCUCAGCAGUGCAUGCGUGGAGACAGAAGCUCUGCGUACCACAGCGUCUUUGAUGCCUCCUCCUUCACCAGUGCCAUGCAGUUUGAAUUUGACACAGGUGCCCAAGUGCUUUUGAAAGAGUCAGUCCCUGGUGCCCAAAGGUUCACUUCUGGCGAGGGACGGGGAGGAAAGUUGUGAGAACAAGUAUCCUUUUCACAGGCUAGAAAAAUAAAUGUUAUAAUAAUCCAUAAAGAACAUUUGAAUCUAAAGUGUAUUGGCAAAAUUUAGCUUGUUUCCUUCUGGAUUUCAAGUAACAUAACCUGUGCCUUAAGUAUCUCAUUCUCAUGUGUUUUGAUUCAUAGAGAAACAGUAAUAAUAGUUGUAACUGUUAGCAAAAUGAGCAUGAGUUGCUUGGGGGGGAUGAAGAGAGUAAUAUGGCACUAGAGAGCUAAAUAUUUUAAUUUCCCAAUAUUUUGGGCAUUUUAAAUUGGGUCUAUGCUAUAAAAUCAUUUUACUAUCGCUUAUUGUUUCAUGGUGCUUGUUCACAUUAAUAUGUUUCUAUUUCAUUUAAUGAAGAGUGCACUAUCUUACAACCCACAAUCUAGGUUUAUAAGAGUUAUGUGAACCUCUGAAAAAAGUUUACUAAAACUUUCAUGAGGUAGUUGGUAAAAGUUAGGUAUACUGCCUGACAGAGAAAGCAGUUGCCUGAGGAAGAUACAAGAGAAGAAUCCUCCCCAAGUUUUUCUCUCACAUGAAUGUAGGGCAACUUUAAUUGCACUCAGAACUGCCAGAACAAAUUGACUGCACCCAAUUCUGCCAGAACACUUGUUUUCCCUAUGUAUCUUGGCUAGAGCAUUGUUAGGGAAUUAAGGAAUGUUCUGACAGCGUGAACUGUUCAAACAUAGGCUGCUGUGCUGUUGAAAGAAACAGUCUGAGCAUGUUGUCAGGCACUGUGAAUUCUACAGCAUGAGUUUUCCCUUGCACAGACUUUCCAAGAACCCAAUCUCCACGUUUAGGGUGUACUGAAGUAAAUUACAGCCGGGAAGCUCUGAUUGCAAUCCAAGUCUAUUUUGGAAUUAGUAUAUGGAGUCAUGCAAAUAUCUAUAGUGUUCUAAUGAUAAAAUCAUGUACAGCUAACUCAUAAUAGCCAUAAAACCCAAACUUAUGGAGAAGAGGAUUUUUUGUUUGUUUUUAAAGUAGGCCGUUUGCUGCUUGGGUUAUCUUAUGGAACUCGUGUGAAAAUGGAUUUUCUAUUUAUUAGUUUCCCCCUUUGCCACAAGGUGUCCUCCACGAGUAGGAAAAUAUGAUGAUUUGAAUGAUACUUUGAAGCUGAAUGCUCAGCAUUUUUGAAGAUUUGACAGUGAAAGGAAAGUUUGAGUGAAUGUAAAUGUUACCACAGAGUUUUGGAUGAGAUACAUGUUUUGGAGGCUGCUUUACAGGUGCGGCUUUGAGAAACAAUAUUUGUUUAACUCUUAAAAUUUCAUUUCUCGUACUUUGCUGAUGUUUACCUAAUAUGUUUCCUUUGCAAUCACCUCAGAAGUCAGAGUGUACAAAUAUCAUAAUUGUCACAAAAGACUUGCAAGUAAGAUAAAAACUCUGGGACCUCAAACUAAGUUACCUGAGAAUUCAGUCUGUGGAGAAGAGUUCAUAAUGACUAUUUAACUAGGAAUGAACCCAAUCUAAAACACUCGAAAUCAAAUUGCCCGUAUUACAAGCUAUCUGCUUCUGUGGGUAGCAUCUGCUUGAAGAGAUUUAAUACAGGGGGAAAAGACUCAUAUUGAAUUUACACGUUACUGAUUAAGUACUUAAAUUUAUUAAAUUAAUGACUGAGGUCAAUUUUGAUAAGCAGGUUGACACAGUGGAUAGACAGAGCACCUCCCUGGGAGUCAGAAGGUCAUGGGUUCUAAUCCUGACUCUGCCACUUGUCUGCUGUGUGACCUUGGGCA